AUGGCCCCAAGAUAUCAGGUGUGCUGUUCAGGACCACAAGGGCUUAAUACUGACAGGAAAGGUGUCAGAUCUGAACAUAGCAGAUCCCAUGAUCAUCAUGGCAAGGAAUUAGAACAGGAAUCCUUUAGCAGAAGGAGUGACAGGUCCAUCAUGAGGUCAGUGUUUGCAGCCAUAGUGAAGGGAAUCAAGAGACCAACCCAGGGGAAGGGAGCUGACUGGGUUCAGGAGCAGCUGAAAUCACUGAUGACAGCAGAUCUAAGCAUGUCAGCAAAUCUGAGUAGGCUUAAUGGGCCUUGGCAGCAAAAUCUGAGCAUGUUUAAUGGGCAAAGGCAGUAA
Pelobates cultripes (western spadefoot toad) is the source of this 336-nucleotide messenger RNA. Lineage: Eukaryota; Metazoa; Chordata; Amphibia; Anura; Pelobatidae. The record is from the annotation of a GenBank genome assembly.